This is a messenger RNA of Diaporthe citri, 3840 nucleotides long. RefSeq lists its product as uncharacterized. Gene Ontology annotation, cellular component: nuclear RNA-directed RNA polymerase complex. The coding region runs from base 1 to 3840 and encodes 1279 amino acids. Lineage: Eukaryota; Fungi; Ascomycota; Sordariomycetes; Diaporthales; Diaporthaceae. The transcript is spliced from 3 exons. Gene Ontology annotation, biological process: siRNA processing. Gene Ontology annotation, molecular function: RNA-directed RNA polymerase activity. The record is from RefSeq and is a predicted model, not a curated record.
AUGGAGGUCCACACACACGGUUGGCCCGAGCAUCUGUCCGACGACGCCGUGAAGAAGAGGCUCCAGCCAUUCAUGGAUUCUUUGGGCAUUGAAGAGCACACCUUCAGCUGUGACAAGUUUCGGAGACAGAAGUGGGCCAAUCUGACCUUUCUCGACGUCAACAAGGCCCAAGCAUUCCUGCGCCAAUACGGCGAGCAGAUUCUACCGCCGACGGCCCAGCCAGCCAAUGGUCCCCCGAUCAAUGGCUUUCGCAACCAUAGACCUGCGAGGCGUGUGCAGCGAAGAGCCAGGCUGCAACUCAUGGGCUGCGAAAUAUUUUGCUCCAAGAGCAACAACAAGCAAAGGAUCGACCCCAACGCCGUUCCCGGAGAGCCCAACGAAAUUACCCUACGAGGCUUGAGGCAUGCUGCUGCGGAGAAGGCCAACCCAACUCGCCGAACCGAGACCGCCAAAGGCCCCGUGGUUUUCGAAGUCACCUCAAUCAGCUGUGGGCACACGGCCUUUGUCGGCGAAGAGCUUGUCUACAUCCCCGAGGUCGAGUUCCAGGACAUGGGCGUUGCGAAGUUUACCAACCAGAUUCUGCUCAUCAAACUUGAAAGCCAUCGCGUGAUCAAGAUCCCUCUCGAGACUGUCCAAGAUCUUGUCUGCAGCUUCCAGCAUACUCUCACGUUGACCGUCACUGAAGAGCCCUCGUUCUUCCAGGACCUCUCCGAGCUAGACAGCUUGAUGAGGCAGCUCACUAUUGCGGCUGGUGGCCGGUUUGGGAACUCUGGGCCGACACGAACACGUCUGACCGCCCUCGACGACCAGCACGCCAAAGUGGUUGGCCAAUGUCUCGUGUACCAGCUGCGUGUUACUGGAGAUAACCUUCGCCAGAAGCUCUGGUCACUCAGGAACCACGACGUUGUACCCGCCGUUUUCUAUGACUUGCUCACCCAAAGGACACCUCCCCUGCAUCUUGGACCCUCUUCCGUGGCAAUGAGCAAGCUGAUGGAGGAGCUUAUGAUCGAUUUCCAGCCAGACCAACUGCCUUUCAGCAUCUUGUUCCAGCUACAGGCUCUGGCUUUCAAUGCCUAUUACCACCCGGGAACAGUUCUAGCACUGGCCAAGCUACUGCGUAGGGUCUUUCUUGAAGACCAGAUGGCUGGCAAGCGGGCAAUCUCGGUUGGCGCUAUUAAAAAGCUGAUGAAGGACACCCCGUGGCCAAAGCCUCAUGGUGAUCCAUCAAUGUUCGAGGUUCACGCAAUCGUGGACUAUCUCCGCGAAGUCGAGGACAAGAUGGCCAGUAACGAAGUGUUUCGGCAAGGACUCAUGGCCCCAACUCAAAACCUGGCGUUGGUCCACAGAGUCACUGUCACGCCGACUCGAAUCACACUACACGGACCCGAACUCGAAGCAAAGAACCGAAUCCUCCGCAAAUACCCGAACCAUCACGAGUACUUCCUGCGGGUCCAGUUCUGCGAUGAGAACGGCGAGGACUUGUAUUUCAACCCCAAGGUCAGCAAUGACAACGUAUACGACAGAUACAGAGAAGUGUUCCGGAAGGGUGUCCUAAUUGCUGGUCGGGAAUACAAAUUUCUGGGAUUCUCCCACUCUUCUUUGCGUUCACACUCCGCAUGGUUCAUGGCUCCUUUCCUCGACAAUGGUAGACCACAAUACCCCUUCGACGUCAUCGGCGACUUGGGUCACUUCAGGAGCAUUCGUUCGCCAGCACGGUGUGCCGCUCGCAUCGGCCAGGCUUUCUCCGAAACGCCCUAUUUUGUGUCACUGGAUGACUUGGGCGUUACUGUCCGCUUAAUGCCAGAUGUACAACGGAAUGGUCGGGUUUUCAGUGAUGGUGUCGGGACCCUGUCUUGGCCAGUGGUUUAUAACAUCUGGGAUGUUAUACCUCAGAAGAAGUCCGCACCAACAGCUUUUCAAGUUCGAUUCAAAGGUUCAAAGGGCAUGCUUGCUCUAGACCCCAGCUUGACGGGGUCCGUGAUACACAUCAGACCGUCCAUGACGAAGUUUGAGAGCAACGACAAGCCUAACCUCGAGAUAUGCGACAUGGCUUCCAAACCAAUUCCUCUAGUCCUAAACCGGCAGAUGAUCAAGAUUCUGGAGGAUAUGGGAUGCACGAGCAUUUGGUUUUUCCGCAUGCAGAACGUGGAACUAUCGAGGCUUCGGGCGGUCACAGCAGAUGCGUACAAUGUGGCCAAGUUCCUGAAGCAUCAGAAUGUCGGUGAAACCAUGCGACUCCACCGCAUGAUCUCACUGUGCGAGAACAUGGGCGUCGACUACCGCAAGGACAAGUUCCUUCGAUCUGUAGUAGAGGCCAUGGUGCUCCGUGAACUGCGCCUCCUGAAGCACAAGGCGAGGAUCCCUGUGCGGAAAGGAAUUACCCUGUUCGGGAUCAUGGAUGAGACCGGAUUCCUCAAGGAGAACGAGGUCUAUGUCACCUAUGGCACGAAGGGUGAUCGCUUCGACGAGCCCCCUGGCCCCGGGCCCGUGAUCGUCACCAGGUCCCCAGCUCUGCACCCGGGCGAUAUCCAACUUCCGUUCAACGUGAUACCUCCUCCGGGAAACCCACUUCGACAAUUGUCGAACGUGAUUAUUUUCAGCCGACACGGUCAGCGUGACCUCCCGUCGCAGUUGUCAGGCGGCGACCUGGACGGCGACAUCUUCAACGUCAUCUGGGAUGAAGAAGUCAUGCCUCAGCAAACGUUCAGCCCCGCAGAUUACCCGCGCGUUGCACCGGUAGACCUUGGUCGCGAGGUUACCACUGAGGACAUGGCGGAUUUCUUCAUUGACUUCAUGAAGUUGGACCACCUCGGUGUCAUCGCAACGCGGCACAUGAUCCUGGCGGACCAGAAGGACGAGGGCACCCUUCACCCCGACUGCACGAAGCUAGCCGAGCUGCACUCAACAGCUGUCGACUUUUCCAAAACUGGCGUUGGCGUGAACUUGAUGGAGUUGCCUCGUGCAAAUAAGUACAGGCCUGAUUUUCUGGCACCAGGUCCGGAAUCCCGUGUCGUGGAUAAAUCUACCAUUGAGCUUGAUGACUACAUCAUAGAGCCAGCCGCCGACGACGAAGAGGACCAGUACAACCGCCAGCGCCACGUCUACUACAAAUCUGAGAAGCUCCUUGGCCACCUGUACCGCGCCAUAGAUGAGCAAAAGAUCUGGCACGAGGACGUCAGAUCCAAAGUACCAGCCGCAGGCGGUUCAUCCUUCUGGGACGAUUUCUUCAUCAAGACCCGCCCGCGCUAUGAGGCCAUCGUCGAGGAGCCACGCGGCUGGGUGGGCCGGCUCGAAACGGCGCGCGAGAUCCGCGGGUGGUACGAGGAGGCGGUGUCCGCCGCGAUGGGCCAGUACUCAGCGCACCCAACCAAGCCGCUAACGGAGCUGGAGGUGUUCAUUGGUAACAUUCUCAACAAGUCCGGGGUACAGACGCACCGGCAGCGCGACAGCAGCAUCAAGCUCAAGGACGAAAUGGACCGCAUCGCGUCCUGGAUCACGGGCCAGAUGCGCAAGGUCAGCCACGACCCGGAGGUCGCGCCCCUGACCGGCUACCAGACCCAAUUCGACAACCUGCACCUGUGUCUUGCGUGCGUGCACGCCGGCUGCGAGGACAACGCAAGACCCCGGGAGAGCAGGUACGAGGACAUGCAGAGCUUCAGGGUCGUGGCGGCUUGUGCUAUGCUGUCGGAGAUUAACUUGUUUGAGAACGGCCAGCACCGCGGUAAUGGCGCAGGUGGCUUCGUUGGCGUUAGUGGCGGACGACGAAAUGCUGCUGCUGCGAUGAAUGGCAAGGGCAGAUAUUCCAUGGUGCCGCCGCCGGCAGAUACUCUUCCGAAUUGA